Molecule: messenger RNA, 1135 nt
Organism: Contarinia nasturtii (swede midge)
Lineage: Eukaryota; Metazoa; Arthropoda; Insecta; Diptera; Cecidomyiidae
Product: protein windpipe-like
Exons: 3
Coding region: 61-477 (138 amino acids)
Source: RefSeq, a predicted model, not a curated record
CAUUGUACUGUAUGUCUUUCCUUUACUCUAUAACAGGAUAUUGAAAAUCCGGCACAAGAAAUGAAACCAAUGGAUAAAAAUAAUUUGGGCAAACCAAUUCAAAAUCCUGUCGAAUUUAUACCAUUGAUUCCAGACAAACAUGAUCAAGAAAAAAAAACAAAUUUAUGUAACGGUGAAGAGCCAUUGCUACAAAAAUUGAAUGAAGAUAAGGAUAUUAAAUCAGAAGCAACACCAACAAUGCCUACACAACAACUGAACGGUAACGCAAAGCAUGUACCAAAUGGUGUACAUUCAGAUAAAAUCAAUGACAAUGCAAAUGAUCAAAAACAAUUUCAACCAAUUUCACCAAAGCCAUCAAGAUACAGUCCGGUAUAUUCUCAUGAUACAGGCCGAGUUAAAAUUAAACUAAUUGAGACAACACGUCCGAAGACCCCAAUUCUUGUGACAAGAUCGGCCGACAAUGCAAUUAAUCAAUAAAAAUUGAUAUUUUUGACGUGAGAGAUAAAGAAAGAACCAGAAAAAAACUAAAAUUAAAACAAGAAAUAUCGAUAAAGACAAAAAACUUAAAAAUAAAUUCAAAAAUUGGGUUACAAUUGGUGUAAACAUCUGUGACACUUAGUAUAAAUGCGUAGAAUUGAGCGAAAUCAUAUUUUAAAUGUUUUUGUUUGUUUUUUUAUUAAGUCUCUAUUACAUUUUUUCCUGCAAGACUAGAGGUAAUGGGAGUAAAAUGAUACAUCACCCAAAUUUCGUGAUAAUAAUAACAUUAUGUAAUGUGUACCUGUCUGAAAAUGCGCAUUGAAUUUCUUUAAAUUUUGGUGGUGUAUCGCCCCACAUCCCGUAUAUAUUGAUUUAAUUAAAAAAAGCUAAUUUUUUUAAAUUAAAACAGAACAUUUUCCACUUACUUGAUAAUGUGCCAAAUGUAACAAGUUAGUGAGUUACACUACUGUAUUCCUACCAUUUUUUUAAGAAACCUUUGCAAUUGAAAUAAUUGGUUAUAUCAUAUACCAAAGAACAAAGAAGAAAAGUGGAAAAUUAAAUUAAAUCGUAUAAAUAAAAUAUAUUUGUAUCUGCCAAAGCAUACAAAUAUUUACAUACGACUAAAUAUUUAUUACGAUUAAAUAUUGCACCCGAAUAA